UUAAUACUCCAAGGUGAACUGCGUUAUAAGUUGGUCACAAUAUUUGGAAACAUGCUUAAACUAAUAACUUACUAGGAUAUGUCUAGUUGUAUGGGACCGAUUUAAAUUGACUCCAGUUUGAAUAAGUUUGCGCACUAUAAAACGUUGUAAAGCAAUUUUCGGAGUAUUUGUGUACAGCAUUACUUACCACGUCUUAAUACGUGGGAAAACAAGUUCACUUCUCCCUCCCCAGCCCUUCCCUAAAGACUUCUGGAGCCGACAUUUGUUUAGCAGUUAUUGUCUGUGGGAAUAUUUCCGACAGCUCGUGAAGGCAUCACAAGACUCAUUGUGGCCCUGUAGAUCUAACGCCAUCACACGCAGCGGCUACUACGGAGCAGCAGGGCGAUAGAACAACAGGGCCACCGCCGCCGCCGCUCAGCCUUUAUUACUGACACAUUCGUUCAGCUUAAAGCGAUGGAAUACGGCGCUGUGGGACAUUAGUGCCGGUUAUAUCGGGCCUGUGUUUUUUUUUUUUGCCGGUGCACAAAGCAAUGUGGAGGAAAUAAAGAUCCUGAUACGGCGCAUAAACUAGAGAUUAUAGAUAAUGGGCUGUGUGCAAUGCAAGGAUAAGGAGGCAACCAAACUCACAGACGACCGAGACGCCAGCAUCUCCCAGGGAGCCGGGUACCGCUAUGGGGCCGACCCCACGCCGCAGCACUAUCCCAACUUCGGGGUCACUGCCAUUCCCAACUACAACAACUUCCACGCCCCCGUCGGACAGGGGGUGACCGUCUUUGGGGGGGUCAACACUUCCUCUCACACCGGGACCCUGCGGACCCGCGGAGGGACAGGAGUCACUCUGUUUGUGGCACUUUACGACUACGAGGCGCGGACAGAAGAUGACCUGAGCUUCAGGAAAGGAGAAAGGUUCCAAAUCCUCAACAGCACUGAGGGGGACUGGUGGGACGCGCGCUCGCUGACCACCGGGGGCAGCGGUUACAUCCCCAGUAACUAUGUGGCUCCAGUAGACUCCAUCCAAGCUGAAGACUGGUACUUUGGUAAACUGGGUCGCAAGGAUGCAGAGAGACAGCUGCUGUCCACCGGCAAUCCUCGGGGCACCUAUCUGAUCCGAGAGAGCGAAACCACAAAGGGGGCCUUCUCCCUGUCCAUACGGGACUGGGAUGAUGUGAAAGGAGAUCACGUCAAGCACUAUAAGAUUCGUAAGCUGGACAGCGGAGGAUAUUACAUCACCACCAGGGCUCAGUUUGAAACGCUGCAGCAGCUGGUUCAGCACUACUCAGACCGCGCUGCAGGCCUCUGCUGUCGCUUGGUGGUUCCCUGCCACAAGGGGAUGCCCCGCCUCGCCGACCUGUCGGUGAAAACCAAAGAUGUGUGGGAGAUCCCACGGGAGUCGCUGCAGCUCAUCAAGCGCCUGGGGAACGGGCAGUUUGGGGAGGUCUGGAUGGGAACGUGGAACGGCACCACCAAAGUGGCGGUGAAGACGCUGAAGCCCGGCACCAUGUCGCCCGAGUCGUUCCUGGAGGAGGCUCAGAUCAUGAAGAAGCUCCGCCACGACAAGCUGGUGCAGCUGUACGCCGUGGUGUCUGAGGAGCCCAUCUACAUCGUUACCGAGUACAUGAGCAAAGGCAGCCUGCUGGACUUCUUAAAGGACGGAGAGGGACGAGCGCUGAAGCUGCCCAACCUGGUGGACAUGGCAGCACAGGUGGCUGCAGGCAUGGCCUACAUCGAGAGGAUGAACUACAUCCACAGAGACCUGCGCUCAGCUAACAUCCUGGUGGGAGACAACCUGGUGUGUAAGAUCGCCGACUUCGGCCUGGCCCGGCUAAUCGAGGACAACGAGUACACGGCCCGGCAAGGAGCAAAGUUUCCCAUCAAGUGGACGGCCCCGGAGGCGGCGUUGUACGGUCGCUUCACCAUCAAGUCAGACGUUUGGUCGUUCGGCAUCCUGCUGACGGAACUGGUGACAAAGGGCCGCGUGCCGUACCCAGGCAUGAACAACCGUGAGGUUCUGGAGCAGGUGGAGCGGGGCUACCGGAUGCCGUGCCCCCAGGACUGCCCCAGCUCGCUGCAUGAGCUCAUGCUGCAGUGCUGGAAGAAGGACGCCGAGGAGAGGCCCACCUUCGAGUACCUGCAGGCCUUCUUGGAGGACUACUUCACAGCCACCGAGCCACAGUACCAGCCUGGGGAUAACCUCUGAACACCCGCCGCCCCCACCCAAAAUAAGAAAAAAAACAUCCUGCUGUCCCCACGUCCUCCCCCUCCGACCCUGCGGUUCAUCAGGGCUCAGGUGGAACUGCUGCUGGGGGCGGGGCUGACCCCAGAAGUGCUGUAUUUAAAUAAGAAAACCCAACAGACUGUGGAGCAGCCAGGCUUCUAGUUCCAGGGAUUUGUUUAGCUUCCUCCAUUCAACUCGAACCUCUCAGAUUUUCCUUCCUGCAAAAAAACAAACAAAAAAAAAAAUCCCUCUGACUCCCCGGGUGUCUGAACCCAGCAGAUGAAGGCUCACAAACUGAACUGGGAUGUGGGAGGUGAGGGGUUGGGUAGAGGGGAGCGCUCAUGCAAAGAAAUAACCUGUAUUCUCUGUAAAUAAGAAAAGCUUGUUUUAGUUUGUCUGCCUCUGUUCCAGAUUUUAUUUUCUCCUGCACAAAAAUAAUUAUGAAAAGAAAAACAGCAGGGAGAGGAGCACCGAGCAGCGCAUGAUCAGGCAGAGGCUCCAGUGUUAUUUUUUAAGAUUAAAUCUGAUGCCUCAAUCUGUUUUUUUUUUUUUUUUUUUUUUUUUUCUGUCUGGAAAAAAAAAAUCCUCCUGUAAAUCAUGGCUUCACUACAGAAGAAGAUUUAGGGCCACUUAAAAAAAAAAAAAUAAAUAAAAAAUUAUGACCUUUUUUAGAUUAAAGUGGAAUUUCUGAAGAAAAAUGUCAGAAUUUGAGGUUAAAGUCAUACUUUCUUGAGUGGGCCUAAUCUUUGUGCUUCAUCCCUAUUUGUAUUUAGAUUUUUUUCUAUUGUUUUGUACAAGCUUCUACAAGAAGCUCUGUGCUCCUUAAUGAUGGAUUAUGUUUCUACCAAUCACAUUCCUUCCUCACAGCUGCUUCUUCUCUUUCUGCACUUUGGACCAUGUGUGAGCAAAGAGGAAUCUGCACAUGUUCUUCUUAUUUAAGUGGGGGUUUUUUCUUCUUCUUCUUUUGGUGCAGCUUGGAGAUGGUUCCCAUCUUCUCCAGCUGCUGAGCCCAAACCAGUUCACCUGCUCUGUUCCUUCUUUCUGCUCUCCUUUCAGCUCUGUACCAACUCUUUGUUCCAGGUGGUUCUUUACAGACGUGGUUGUAAUGUCGAGUCGGGAAAACUCGGGGACCAAUUCAGGUAACAUGUGGAGAAGUCUGAAUGUGGAGCCAGUAGAAAUGAGGAUUCAGCUCAGAGACGCUGAAUAUUCCUCUCCUUUAGUCUUCAGUUGUACAGCUGAAUGAAUUGUAAGUGUGGCUAACCUCACUCUGUAUCUGACAUUUCCAUUUUUUAGCAUUUCUUGUUUUGUUAAUUCAGUGAUAUUUUUUUUUCUUUUCUUUUCUUUUUUCUUUUGGCGUUUGAAAUUCAGAAAAGACAAAUAAACAUUUUACACUCUU
Gambusia affinis (western mosquitofish) is the source of this 3611-nucleotide messenger RNA. It is a transcript of the gene fynb, whose product is annotated as FYN proto-oncogene, Src family tyrosine kinase b. The transcript has 13 exons. Bases 584 to 2197 code for a protein of 537 amino acids. Gene Ontology annotation, biological process: innate immune response; protein phosphorylation; cell surface receptor protein tyrosine kinase signaling pathway. Lineage: Eukaryota; Metazoa; Chordata; Actinopteri; Cyprinodontiformes; Poeciliidae. Gene Ontology annotation, molecular function: non-membrane spanning protein tyrosine kinase activity; signaling receptor binding; ATP binding. The record is from RefSeq and is a predicted model, not a curated record. Gene Ontology annotation, cellular component: extrinsic component of cytoplasmic side of plasma membrane.